Messenger RNA from Thecamonas trahens ATCC 50062, 2128 nucleotides. RefSeq names its product propionyl-CoA carboxylase. Gene Ontology annotation, molecular function: transferase activity; propionyl-CoA carboxylase activity. The coding region runs from base 1 to 1926 and encodes 641 amino acids. The record is from RefSeq and is a predicted model, not a curated record. NCBI's taxonomy places the organism in Eukaryota, Apusomonadida, Apusomonadidae. The transcript is spliced from 2 exons.
AUGGCAGAGGUGCGGAUGCGGACGGCAAAGGCGGGCGAGGUCGUGGUGGCGGUCCCGUCGGCGCUGCUGGGCUCUGUGGCGGUGGCUGAAGGCGCCGAGGUGGCCGCAGGCACGGUCCUUGCCACUCUGGUGGUGAUGAAGAUGCAGACCGAGGUCGUGGCCCACGCCCCGCUGCGCAUCCUUCGCUGGGGCCCAGCCCUGGCUGCUGCCCUCGAUCCGGCCACCUACUCCUUCCUGCCGCUCCCACCCGACCUGACCGUCCCGCUCGCUGCCGGCGACGUACUCUUUCGCUUCCGUCUCGUGGCCGAGGUGCCGCUCCCGCCUCCCGCGCCUUCUGUGCCUUCUUCACCUGCGAUGUCGUCGCCUCAAGCUGUGGGCCAGGCAGAAGAGGAUAGGCCAUGGGACGCAGCGCUGCUGCGGAUGGCGGAGAUACGCGAGCGGGCACUCGCCAUGGGUGGGGCGGCAGCUGUGGCCAAGCAGCACGGCAAGGGCAAGGGCGAUGUGCGUGGACGGAUAGCGACGCUGGUGGACGACGGAUCGUUUGUGGAGAUUGGAUCGCUGGCGGGCGCUCUCUCGCGCGAUGGUGCCUCGUUUGCGCCCGCCAACUUUGUGUGUGGCCGCGGGCGGGUUGGCGGACGGAUAGUCGUGGUCGGCGCCGACGACUUUACCGUUCGUGGCGGGCACGCCGAUGGCGGGGUUGUCCGCAAGCAGAUGAUGGCCGAGAAGAUGGCUUACAGGCUGCGACUUCCGAUGGUGCGCCUGCUGGAUGGGUCGUCCGGUGGCGGGUCGGUGGCAUCGCUGCUCAAGCUGCCGGCCACGUACGUCCCGCCGCUGCCGGCCUUCCGAACCAAGGUGGCGCUGCUGAGGCGGGUCCCGGUGGUUGCCGUCCUCCUCGGGCCGGUGGUGGGUUUUGGCGCUGCGCGCGCCAUGGCCUCGCAUUGCCGGAUCAUGGUUGCCGGCACCUCACAGCUAUUUGUGGCUGGCCCGCCGGUUGUGGCUGCUGCCACCGGCCUGCCUCCGCCGACCAAGAACGAGCUCGGCGGCGCGGCUGUGGCCGGCGCCAACGGCUCGAUCGACAUUGUUGCAAGCUCUGAGGACGCAGCUGAGCUGCGGCCUGCGCUACGGACGGUGAUUCCGGGUUCGCGGUCGGCGAGCUACAACCCAUUUCUCAUACUGGCGCUUGUGCUCGAUGCUGGGUACGACACGGCACCAGCGUGGCUCGAGCUGGGCAGCGGAUACGGCCGGUCACUGCGGAGCGGGCUAGGGCGGGUCGGGGGCGUGCCUGUGGUGUGGCUGGCGUCGGACCCGCGGUUUGACGGCGGCCUGCUGACGGCGCUGGCAGCGGCCAAGCUCAAGCGCGCUGUGCAGCUUGCCGAGGUCUUUGGCCUUCCUGUCAUCUCGCUCGUCGACCAGCCAGGCUUCAACAUUGGGCUUUCCGCCGAGGCUGAGGCGACGAUCCUGCACGGGACGGAGGCACUCGUAGCGGUGUUUGAGGCCGCACCGCGACUGGCAUGGCUCUCGAUCAUUGUGCGCAAGUGCUACGGCGUCGCUGGUGGCGCGCUGCUAGACCAUUCCGACCACCUCCGACUUGCGUGGCCGUCGGGUGAUUGGGGCUCGCUUCCUCUCGAGGGCGGCCUACAGGCGGCGUUCAAGGCCGUCCUAGCCGGCCAGCCGGCGGCGGCAGCCGAGGCCCAGAUUGCGCAGUGGACAGCAGACAUUGAGCGGAUUCGAGACCCAAUUCGUACUGCUACAGUGGCUGGCAUCGACGAAAUCAUUGAUCCAGCUUCGACGAGACAGGCCAUCCUCGCGUGGCUGGAAUGCGUCGAACACAUCUUCCCAGCAUGUGGUGAGAGCCGCAUCGACGACGAGACGCGGAUGUGGGCCGACGAGGCCAUCAUGUUCUCAGGCAUGGACGCCAAGCUGUAGCGCAGCACAGUGCGGUGUGUGGGUGUGGAGGGGAAGCUCAGCUCGGAUCAUCAGCGGCAGCCGGCGCUGGCGCCGGCGCAUCGGCACCCUUGGCGUGGUAGUGCUCAACCGAGUCAUCGACCACCGGGGCGCCAAGCUGGUAGCAGUGCUUGUGGACCGAGGUGUAGCGGUUCUCGUGGAGAAUAGACGACGAAGAUGUGCG